AUGACCGAGACUAACGUAGCACCUACACGAUCUAAAUUAUCCCUUAAAGGAUCUUCUAAAAUUGUCAGUGAAUUCUUUGAAUAUAGCAUCAACAGAAAAACAAGUAUACUUUUUCAAAGAGGAGUAUAUCCAGCAGAUGAUUUUAAAAUUGUUAAAAAAUAUGGCCUUAAUAUGCUAGUUACUGCAGAUACUGAAGUAAAGGCAUAUAUACGAAAAAUCAUGGAACAACUUCAUAAAUGGAUAGAAGAAGGAAGAAUAUCAAAACUAGUAAUUGCUAUUGUUUCAAAAGACACUCUAGAAGUUUUAGAGCGAUGGCAAUUUGACGUUCAAAUAUUCAAGAAUGAUAACAACGAAAAUAAGGAAAAUAAACUAGCAAAUGAAAAAAAUAACAUUGCUACAGAAAAAUCAGAAAAAGAAAUUCAUACAGAAAUUCAAGCAAUUAUUCGACAAAUUACAGCAUCAGUAACAUUUCUUCCACAACUCGAAGGACAAUGCACAUUUAAUGUUUUAGUAUACACUGAUUACAGUUCAGAGGUUCCUGAAGAAUGGGGCGAUAGUGAUGCACACGAAGUUGAUAAUGCAGAACAGAUAAAAUUACGAAGUUUCAGCACUGAUCUACAUAAAGUAGAUUUACAAGUGGCAUAUAAACUAGCAGAUGAUUAA
Molecule: messenger RNA, 663 nt
Organism: Pneumocystis jirovecii RU7
Lineage: Eukaryota; Fungi; Ascomycota; Pneumocystomycetes; Pneumocystales; Pneumocystaceae
Product: spindle checkpoint protein MAD2
Exons: 5
Coding region: 1-663 (220 amino acids)
Biological process (GO): mitotic spindle assembly checkpoint signaling
Cellular component (GO): cytoplasm; kinetochore; nucleoplasm
Source: RefSeq, a predicted model, not a curated record